AUAUCUGCUGUGCAUAAAUGUGGAGGGAAAGGCGGAGACCAUUCUUCGCAAGUUGCAAUUACUAACCAGUUUCUUGACAAGGAUUUCAUAUUUAUAUAUUCGUUCUUGUUUCCCCACUUUGAACUAAUCCCAUCUCUAAAGUUUCUCUCCUUUCUUUGUCUAGAUUUUCUCGCUCUAGAUUCUUGGCAUUUUUUUAAAAUUCCUUUUCAGAAAGGGCGUUAUUCUCGGUGCUCUUCCCAAUCCAAGAUAAUCCUUUAUCUUCAUCCUCUUUUGAAAUUUCAGGUUAUUGAGCUAAACAAAGCCUAAUUUCAUCCUACAUUCUUUUGUUGAUACAAAAUGUUUGGUCAUAAGAAAUCUCCCUUACAUAGGUUUUCUAAACACAAGUCAGUGGACCAAGUCCCCAGUAAUUUCAAUUCUAAUCCUUUUGAUGAUGAUUCUUUAGUUAACAACCAAACCCUUGAACCCUCUAGGCGAACUUCCUCAGAUCCUUCUCUAGUUACCCCAAAUUCACGUAUGAAACUUUUUGAUGACGAUGAGAUUAAGGGAACCUCGGCAUAUAAAAACUCCAUUACGUCAGCAGAAAGAAACAGAUACAGAAACGAUUUUCACAAUUCCGGAGGAUUUGAGGCCCAGAGUGUACAGGAACUGGAAAACUAUUCCGUAUAUAAGGCUGAAGAGACUACAAAGACUGUCGACAAUUGUCUCAAGAUUGCAGAGGACAUAAGGGGAGAUGCUACUAAAACUUUAGUUACCUUGCAUCAGCAGGGGGAGCAAAUUACGAGAACCCACAUGGUCGCUGCUGACAUGGAACAUGAUCUUAGUAGGGGGGAGAAGCUGCUGGGAAGUCUUGGGGGCAUAUUCUCAAAAACGUGGAAGCCAAAGAAGGGUCGUUCAAUAACAGGGCCUGUAAUCAUUCGAGAUGAUCCAGUGCAUAGAAAGGGUAACCACUUGGAGCAGAGGGAAAGACUGGGAUUGACUUCUGCCUCAAAGGAACGAACAACACGAACACCACCUCCUGAACCUACGAAUGCAUUGCAGAAAGUUGAGGUCGAAAAGGUAAAACAAGAUGAUGCCCUCUCAGAUUUAAGUGAUAUUUUGGGAGAGCUGAAGGUUAUGGCUAUCGACAUGGGUUCUGAAAUUGAGUGGCAGAACAAAGCGCUGGAUCCAAUUCAGGACGAUGUGGAGGAACUGGUUUUCCGAGUGAAUGGUGCUAAUCAGCGUGGGCGUCGUUUGCUUGGAAAAUAGAUAACCCAAAUUUUAUAAAUCUGCAGUUUGUCAUUGGCUUAAUGAGGCACUAUUGUCUGCAUUGAUUAUUUUCAUGCGUACAACUUUCUUAUAUUCGCUGUGUACACAUUGCUUGCAUGAUAUCUGGAGUAAAAAAGUGGUACUACAAUUUUCGGAAUAUACUGGAUUUACCUGGCUA
This is a messenger RNA of Olea europaea var. sylvestris, 1423 nucleotides long. RefSeq names its product SNAP25 homologous protein SNAP33-like. NCBI's taxonomy places the organism in Eukaryota, Viridiplantae, Streptophyta, Magnoliopsida, Lamiales, Oleaceae. The transcript is spliced from 6 exons. Bases 337 to 1245 code for a protein of 302 amino acids. Gene Ontology annotation, cellular component: SNARE complex; plasma membrane. Gene Ontology annotation, molecular function: SNAP receptor activity. The record is from RefSeq and is a predicted model, not a curated record.